UGUUACAAAAUUAAUGUAAACUAUUAAAUAUUUUGUUUAUGUUUUUUUUUUAUUAUUAAAAAAUUAAGGGGUGUUUUCAUUUAUACUUUUUGAACUGACUUUCUAUUCAUUUAUACGUUCAUGUGAAAUUUAAUUCACAAAUACACUUCUUUUGCAAUUAUACUCCUAUUCCUCUACUUCCGCCCCUGGUAGCCGCCACCGCCACAAGUGCUGCUUUCUUUCCUCUUCUUUCUCUUCGUGUGCUUCUGUAAGAUCACUUGCAAGAGAAUCGCCCCAGAAGCCGAGUCAGUAUCCAAACCACGAGUCUAGGAGAUACAAUCUUCCACUACAGACAUUGCAAACCAUAACACUUAUUUGAGAAGAUGAAGGAAUCUUCUAUUAUUUAAUCACGAUUGUGACAAGAAUCAGAGUUCCCUCUGGUUAGGAGUAACGACAGUAAAAUUAAUUAUCGAGUGUUAAGCUCCCUCACUUCUUGCCAUGGCAGAAGUUGAUGCGUGUUGCAGAGGUCAACACUUUACCACUUUGGUUCAUCCUUUGCAGGGGUUGUCAACCGCUAUAACUUUGACAUUACGUGAUGCAAUGACAUUGAGAGCUUUUCCCUAUGAUGUUGAAGAUUGAAUAAAUACAUAAGUGAAAACUUAUUGUGUAUGAAAGUGGACUAAUAGUUAACAUCAUGAUGCAAACCUGCUCUGCAAAGAUCUGUCAAUUUAUGUCUAACAAGUCAGCUUGUUCUAGUCUAGGUCCUCGAGGCUUUUCUCCAAUUAAAAGAGCCCAUUGAAAAUGGAAACAACUUACAUUGAAAAUAGAAACAACAAACAUUGAAAAUAGAAACAACUCACAUUGAAAAUGUAAAUUAAAAAUGCUAGAAAUAGAAACAACUUGCAUUUGACCUCAUAUACAUCUAUGUGAAAUGUAAACAAAUAUCAUACAAAAUAAAAACAACUCACGUUGAAAAUGAAAACAAUAUAAUCUCAAAAAAAUAAAAACAACUCACGUUGAAAAUAGAAAUAAUUUAACCUAAAAAAAAAACAACAUGACCUCGAAAUAGAAACAAGUAUAUAUGUGUGUGAAAUGGAAACAUAUAGCAUUAGAAAUACAAACAAUUUAACCUCGAUAUGAAAACUAUAGUUUGAAAUGAAAAAACUGUCAUAAAAAAUAGAAACAACUCACAUUAAAAAUGGAAACAACACAAAUUGAAAAUGAAACAAUAUAAGCUCGAAAUAGAAAUAAUUUAAGCUCGAAAUGGAAACAACUUGCAUUUGACCUCAUAUAUAUCUAUGUGAAAUUAAAAGAAUAUUAGCAACUCACAUUGAAUGGAAACAAUUUAACCUCAAAAAAUAGAAACAACUCACAUUAAAAAUAGAAACAAUUUAACCUCAAAAAAUAAAAAUAACAUAACCUCGAAAUAGAAACAAGUAGCAUAUAUGUAUAUGUGUGUGUGAAAUAGAAACAUAUAACAUUGGAAAUAGAAACAAUUUAACCUCAAAAUGGAAACAACUCAGAUUGAAAAUAGAAACAACACAAAUUGAAAAUAGAAACAACAUAAGCUCGAAAUGGAAACAAUUUAACCUCGAAAUGGAAAAAAUAUCAUAAAAAACAGAAACAACACACAUUGAAAAUGGAAAGAAUAUAAGCUCAAAAUAAAAAUAAUUUAACCUAAAAAAAUAGAAACUCACAUUGAAACAUAACCUCGAAUUGGAAACAAGUAGCAUUUUUACUCGUAUAAACACAUAUAUAUAUAUAUAUAUAGAACACUUCUUAACAUAUAUAUAUACCCAUUAACAUAUAUAUAUAUAUUCAUAUAUAUAUGUUAAUGGGUAAUAGAAAUAGAAAUAUAUAGCAUUGAUAAUAGAAACAUAUAGCAUUGAAAAUAGAAACAAUUUAACCUUGAAAUGAAAACUUUAGUUUGAAAUGGAAAAAAUAUCAUAAAAAAUAGAAAUAACUCAUAUUGAAAAUAGAAACAACACAAAUUGAACAUGGAAAGAAAUAAGCUCAAAAUAGAAACAAUUUAACCUCAAAAAAUAGAAACAACUCACAUUGAAAAUUGAAACAAUUUAACCUCAAAAAAUUAAAAUAACAUAACCUCGAAAUAGAAACAAGUAGCAUUUAUAUAAAUAUAUAUAUAUAUAUGUGUGUGUGAAAUAGAAACAUAUAGCAUUAGAAAUGGAAACAAUUUAACCUCGAAAUAGAAAAAAUAUCUUAAAAAAUAGAAACAACUCAGAUUAAAAAAAUGAAACAAUACAAAUUGAAAAUGAAAACAACAUAAGCUCGAAAUGGAAAGAAUUUUACCUCGAAAUGGAAAUUAUAGUUUGAAUUGGAAAAAAAUAUCAUAAAAAAUAAAAACAACACAUUGAAAAUAGAAAGAACAUAAUCUCAAAAUAGAAACAAUUUAACCUCAAAAAAUAGAAACAGCGCACAUUGAAACAUAACAUCGAAUUGGAAACAAGUAGCAUUUUUACUCAUAUAUAAAUAUAUAUAUAUGUGUGUGUGUGAAAUAGAAACAUAUAGCAUUGAAAAUAGAAACAUAUAGCAUUCGAAAUGGAAACAAUUUAACCUUGAAAUGAAAAUUUUAGUUUGAAAUGGAAAAAAUAUCAUAAAAAAUAGAAACAACUCACAUUGAAAAUGGAAAAAACUCAAAUUGAAAGUGGAAACAACUCAAAAUAAAAAUGAAAACAAUUUAACUUCAAAAUGUAAACUAUAGUUUGAAUUAGAAAAAAUAUCAUAAAAAACAAAAACAACACACAUUGAAAAUAGAAAGAACAUAAGCUCAAAAUAGAAACAAUUUAACCUCGAAAAAUAGAAACUCACAUUAAAACAUAUAGCAUUGGAAAUGGAAACGAUUUAACCUUGAAAUAGAAAUUUUAGUUUGAAAUAGAAAAAAUAUCAUAAAAAAUGGAAACAACUCAGAUUGAAAAUAGAAACAACACAAAUUGAAAAUGAAAACAACAUAAUGUUGAAAUAGAAACAAUUGUACCUCAAAAUGAAAACUAUAGUUUCAAUUGGAAAAAAUAUCAUAAAAAACAAAAACAACACAUUAAAAAUGGAAAGAACAUAAGCUCAAAAUAGAAACAAUUUAACCUUAAAAAAUAAAAACAACCCACAUUGAAACAUAACUUCGAAUUGGAAACAAGUAGCAUUUUUACUCAUAUACACACAUAUAUAUAUGUGUGUAUGUGUGAAAUAGAGACAUAUAGCAUUGAAAAUGGAAAUAUAUAGCAUUGAAAAUGAAAACAAUUUAACUUUGAAAUGAAAACUUUAGUUUGAAAUGAAAAGAAAUAUCAUAAAAAAAUAGAAACAACUCACAUUGAAAAUGAAAACAACUCAAAUUGAAAAUGGAAGCAACUCAAAUUGAAAAUGAAAACAACAUAAGCUCAAAAUAGAAACAACUCACAUUAAAAAUAGAAACAACAAAAGCUCGAAAUGGAAACAACUUGCAUUCGACUUCAUAUAUAUAUAUAUAUGUAAAUGAAAAUAAAUAUCAUAAAAAAAUAAUAACUCACGUUGAAAAUGGAAACAAUUUAACUUCAAAAAAUGAAAACACCUAGCACUGAAAAUGGAAACAACAUAUGAGUGAAAAACAAAAAAGUGAAAAAAGCAAAUCAAAUGCGAAAAUGCAAUCAACCAGGACGUAACAAAAAGACUUGUAGAAACUUGCAAAACUAGCCAAAAUUGAUUAUUGCUUGAUUAAGCAAAGUUAUGAACGAUUUAGUUUGGCUGUUAAAGUCACUACAACAUACAGUUUAUUUGUUGGUUUAUAAAAAUAGAUUUGGAUUGAUUUGUUGGUUUACAAACAUAGAUAUGGAUUAAUGUGUUGCUUUACAAACAUAAAUUUUGAUUGAUUUGUUGGUUUACUUGUAUUCAGUAGUAAUGAGGUUGUAAAUCUCUAUUAAAUAUGUUUUCAUGAGUUAGUAGCAUUUAACCUUUUAUAUAUAUAAUAGAAACAACUAACAUUGAAAAUUGAAACAAUUUAACCUCAAAAUGGAAAUUAUAGUUUGUUGCGAAAUAAAAACAACAAGCAUUUAACAUUAUAUUACAUAAAAAUGGAAACAAUUUCACAGUGGAAACAAAUAUCAUAAAAGAUGAAAACAAAUCACAUUAAAAAUUAAAAAACCCACAUUGAAAAUGGAAACAAUUCAAAAUCCCACCCCAACCUAAAAUAAUCACAUUACAAUUCUGUAAUCUCGUCCUCUCUCUGGUUCCCGUUCUCGUUCUCAUUCUCAGGUCCUCUCUCUCACUCUCAGGUCUCAAGUCGGCAACACAUCAAUUCUCUCACACGAGCCACCACCAACGCCCACCGGUACCAUCAACGGUCACAACAGUCAACCGGAUAAGCUUGAAGUAGGGAAAUAAAAAUUAUUGUGAUUGAAAGCACUACUACAAUGUUAGCCUUUAGAGGCAGUUUUUUCAACCCCAUUUAUAAAAAGGGAAGCUAAAGGGUGUGAAAAUACCCGCUAUGUUCGAAAUUGACAUUUAGAGGCGGUUUUUUGAUAAAAACCGUAGGUAUAAAAUUGCAUUAUACCAUUUAGAGGCGGUUGGAAAUUAAAUAUAAUUUUUUUUUCCUGGACGACCCUAUGGCGUCGGUUCCUGCAUAGGAACCGACGGCAUAGGGUACACGGUUUGCUGACACGUGCACCCUAUGCCGUCGGUUCCUAUGAAGGAACCGACGCCAUAGGGUCGACCUUUGUAUAUAGGGUUCGAUCAUCUUCUUCCUCCCCACUUCACUCAGCCAACCCAGCAAAACCAGAGAGCCUUUUCUCAGCAAAACCCUCGCCGAACCCACCUCCUCCCCCACCAUAUCUCCCCCAUUUCUCAACCAUUUGAGCCUUUUUUUUAAAAAAAAUCCUCCAUUUUCGAUACUUAAUAACAUACACCUAAAAAGUUUUAAUUUUUUACCCUCUUCGAGUGUCAUCCGAACCCAAAUAGUAAAGUUUGGGUUUGAAAUCCGGCCACCCAUUUUUCUUGAGAAAUCCUUGAAUCUCAACCUCGUUUAAGUGCCGGGAUUUUUUACGGUGGUCGUCGGAUUGCGGUUAUUAGGUUCGGCAUAAUUUUGUGUGUAGCGUAUUUGAGCUCGCAAUUAUAGGUAUAUACUUUAACUAACUUUUUCUUAUUAUAUAAUUAAUUAUCAAUGCAUGUUAGUUGAGUUUGAAUAUCUUAAAUAUUCAUCCGUAGUGAAGUAGGUUCUGCGAAUACAUGUACUGCGGUCGGAUGGGUGGAUAAAUUUUGUAUUGUUUAUCUGUUUUGUUUGUUAUUUUAGGCACUUGUAAAAUUUUUGGGAACGACCAAUUACAGCCGUUAUGCUGCCGAAAUUUCGGUAGAAUUAGGAUAAAUCUUACUAAAACCAUUCAUAAUAUUUACAUAACACAAAUAACUAGUUAAUUAUAACAUAGUGAUAAGAAGUUAGGUCACAUAAAAAAUAAUUGUUGACCGAGAUUUUCGGCAACUAAUAAAAUAUUAUAAAAUUAUCGAGCUGUAAGAAAGUGAGAGAAGGAUUUUUACGUGGUUGGGGCGUUAAUGAGCCUUAGUCCACGAGUCUUUUUUAUUUAUGGAUGUAUUUAAUACAGAGAAUAUACUUGGGAGAAUUUCACCCUUAUAAAUACAGAGAAUGUUCUUGGUGAGUAUUUACUCUACUUGCUCAUAUGCAGCCCACGAUUCUCGAUCCCAUUUAAUGAGCUUUGAGGGGGUAUUUAUAGUGUUUUUGGUGGGGUAAUCCCUAGAAUUGUCCUUACAAGUGUAUCUGUAAGUAUCCAUAAAGUUGGGUAUUCCCAAUGAAUAUACCAUGGGUAAUGCAUGGUCAAAUCCCUAGGUGCUGUAGGGUUUUUAUGUGGAAUGUCCUUUUUGCCUUUUGAUUGACGUGACUCUUCACAGUGUAGCUGUCGCUAGACUUAAAUGAUCAUUACUGUGGCGCUGCUGGUUGGAGGUUGUGCCGUCAGACUUUAUUGCGUGUAGCAGUCCCAACACGCUUCCCCAUGCGGCAUUUAAUGCGACUUGAUUGCUCAGGAGAAACCUGACACCUCGCGGAGAUGCCUUAGCAUUAUAUGGGCUUCCGGGAGCAUAUUGAGCUCCGUGUGCCUUCUCCGGGACCUACGUCCUGGACGUUACCUUAUGGCAUAAAGACUUAGCAAAUAUUGUGAAUUGCUUGAUCCACGUGUCCCUGUCUGAUUGGUCCACGUAUAUUGGGCAAAAUUAGGGGCAACAUUUACCCCCCAAGCCUUGUUUAUUUGAAAAAUGAAACAAGGCUUGUUCAAGUGCCUCCGGUUGACUCCUCGGUUUCCUGGCACGAGCUUUGAGCGCGUGAGGGUGUAUUUAAUGAUGGCUUUUAAUGAUGCGAUUCACUUUUUGUAGAGGUCGAUUCGUUUCACGCCCAUUGAUUGAUACGACGCAUUAAUGGUGUCAGACGGAUACUCAAGCGUUUCCACUGCCUUUAUUGCAAAUCAAUCUGGUCCGUUGAUCUUUGAGCAUUUGAAUCGUGCGCUUCCCUCACCGUUCGAUUGGUAGGUGAUGACGCCUGUUCCUCAUGCAUUUUUGCCUAUAAAAGCCACCACCUUUUCUUCAUUUCGGCUACUUCCCAUUUCUUGCCAACUUUGCUCAAAUUUCCUAGAGAGAAAAUUCUCAGACCUAGAACAAGGCCUUUAAACACUUUGCGAUUUUCCCAGUUCUUCUUCGCUCGUUUCUACCAGUCCUCCUUGUCUUUACUCGACUCUCAGCAGGACCCCCAGUUCAACACUUCAUCGUAAGUUUUUUGCAUCCUUUGCUUUAUUAUUGAAUGGCAUGCUAUUACUUAUCUGUUUGUUCUUUUCUGGGUUUGCAUUCGAAAUUUCUGGGCAUGCAAGUGUUUAAAUCCUUCACAUAGUCUGUUUGAAUUUACUACUCUAGUGAUAGGAUUGCUGUUGUCACGCCUCUGUUGUUACUGUGUAUUUUCUUUGUAGAAGGCCAUACGUUCUUCGUAUAAUGGUUGCUUAGGGCAUAGGACAGACUCUUUUUUUUUUCUUUCUGUUUUUCUUUAUCGCGUAAAGCUGUCUUCUGCGAAUUUACUGCACCCGACACUUGUCCUGGGAAUCCUUCCAGGGUUUCCUGUGUGACACGUGUCCGGAGGGGGCCUCUUUCCAGCGGUUAGGGGACCCACAUUCCCUUUUUUCUUAAUUUAGGGUUUGGUAUGGGGCCUAACUGCUGGAAUUUUACUCUUUUUACAGAAUAGAAAAAUGUCUGCUUCUGGCUCAAAGUCAUCAAAGAAAAGUGGUAAGCACAUGGCUACCCUUGAGGAGGUCUCCUUGGGACCCGUUGCCCAGGAGGGGUAUAAGUCCCGGGAGACCGGAUGGGAAGCGGCUGAGCUUUACUCCACCUUGACCUGUCCCCAUCAAUUGGAAAAUAUUGUGGAGGUUGCUGGAAUCAAGCCGUCCACCUCAGGGACUUACCACCGGCCACCUCGCGACGCGGAGACGCCCAACCACAACUACGGCGGCUUUGGGGCCUGGAGCCAAACGCAUCUGAUGGCCGGGGCCAUGCUUCCUCUUUAUUAUUUUGUUAAUUUUCUAGUUUUUGUCGGCCUUGCGCCAUACCAACUUAUUCCCCAAGCAUACCGCCUGCUUUCAGGCUUAUUUAUUUUUUAUGCCGCCCGGGGAUGGGAUCUCCUCGCCCGGCGGAAAUUUUGUAUUUUUAUGAACUUAUUUCCGUCCCCAAGAAGGGAGACAAACUUAAGGACGGUUUUUAUGGGUUCCGGGCCCACCCUGCUAACGAAGGGGUGGUCCCGUAUAACAGGCAGACUCACGUUAAGGAGUAUCGCCAUCGCUUUUUCUUCUCGUCCGGAUUCAGGGCACUGGACCAUCCGGAGCUCCUUACUGAGUGGGUGAGGAUUCCUCCAUAUGAACGGACUGCACCUACUCAGGUCUUUCUUCGGAGAGCCCAGGCCUUUGCCUCUUACGACCGGGCCGAUCUUGACGUCGGGGGUCUGGUCACUACGGAGAACUGCAGGAAGGCAAAACUCAUCCUUCCGUAUCAAUCCGUGGAGGACUCUAACCUUUCCCAGGUCAUCUGUCCCAAUGUGAGGGCGCCGGUCGCGGAGAAGACCUUCCGGGACGAGAUCGUCGCCACGGCAGAGAAUAAAUACCAGGAGUAUCUCUACCGGAAGGCCCAGGAGAAGGCGUACUCUAAGGCCCAGGCGGCUUCCGGGAGGACGCUCCGCGUGGGGAGCCCGGUGGAGAGAAGGAGUCAGGCGAUUGCCGGGAAGCCCCUUCACAUUGGGGAUUCAACGGAGAGAAGGGCUCCCAGGCCACAGCCUUUGGUUCCAGAGCCGAACACUGGGGCUCCUGGUGCCAGCACUUCCGGCGCCGGCGGUAAGUCUCCUUUGGUAGUUCAUUAUGUUCCUUCCGUUGGCGAGUAUGUCAGUCUUAGGCCCGUAGGGUUCGACGAGCGUCUGUAUAGGUUUAGGAUGCCCUCGACCCGGUGGGGAGAUCAUUUGAAGGAAUUUUAUUUUUCAAACUUAGGAGAUUUCCUAUGUCGGUCCCGGAUGGGUUCUGGUCCUCCAGAGCCCGUUCCCUUAGGUCCCUCGGCUUACAUUACAUCCAGCUGGUUCCGGCCUUCGGACAACUAUCUCGGAGAUGAUGCUGCCAGCAUAAAAAUUCGGAACUUUGCUAGGGCCGAAUUAGAAAGUCAGGGUAGGACUAGCUUAUUUGCCAUAUCUUAUGUUGGUUGUUUCCCACGGAUGUUCAAACACUUGCUUUCUUUUGUUGUAGCAGGUAUCUCCAUGGACGCCAUCUUGGAUCAGCUUGCUGGGGUUCACACUCCUGAGGCUCCUCCUGCCUUUAAUUCUUCCCCGAUGGCCCCUGCUCUAAAGAUUUCUUCCAGCGCUCCCCUCGACACUAUUGAUUUAGUGGAUGACGAGGAGGUGCUGCCGGGAGAAGGUCAAGAAAAGCAAUGGGGCUUUUCUGAGGAAGUUGAAGAAGGUGCAGGAGGGCUCCGGGCUCUUCCUGAGGAAGUUGAAAAAAGUGAAGAAGAGCAAGAGAUUACUCUGAUUCGCAAGCGUAAGGGCAAAAUGAUUGCCCAGGAGGAGCCCAAGCGGCCUUGGAGAGCUGAUACUCUGGCCCACGGUCUUGAUGGUGCGGUCUCUCCCAUGGAAGAGCAUACUGCCCCUCCCAACAUUGUGCUGACUCCGGUUCCUGGAGACGAAGCGAGGCAGGAGCUUCGGAUAGCCAAGCAUAACUAUGCCAUGGAUGAAUACUCCCGGGGGUUUGCUGAGGUGGAAGCCCUUAGGAGGGUUCUGCGGGUUGAGGUGCAAGAAACCAUCAACAACCCGGAGUACCAGGAUCCGUGGGACCUAAAUUUGGACCCCCUAUCGGACUGGUUCCGUCGCUUCCUUGGGCCCACCUUGGCUCCCUUUGCCGCGGAGAUGACUGGCGAGUUUGCGUCUCAGCUUACCCAGUGCGCGCCUAAGCGGUUCGCUACUUCUGCUUCCCUGAACUCCAUCGUCCAGGUCCAGGACCUCAGCCACUCCCUCACUGUGGUAAGUGCUUUGUAA
Molecule: messenger RNA, 9511 nt
Organism: Cannabis sativa
Lineage: Eukaryota; Viridiplantae; Streptophyta; Magnoliopsida; Rosales; Cannabaceae
Exons: 5
Coding region: 7619-9511 (630 amino acids)
Source: RefSeq, a predicted model, not a curated record